Molecule: messenger RNA, 369 nt
Organism: Eufriesea mexicana
Lineage: Eukaryota; Metazoa; Arthropoda; Insecta; Hymenoptera; Apidae
Product: chromosome transmission fidelity protein 8 homolog
Exons: 2
Coding region: 16-369 (117 amino acids)
Biological process (GO): mitotic sister chromatid cohesion
Cellular component (GO): Ctf18 RFC-like complex
Source: RefSeq, a predicted model, not a curated record
CCGCCAAAAUCCAGCAUGAUCAUACCAAUAAAAAAAAAUGGUGAACUUGAAGAAUGGGCAAUUGUUGAGUUGCAAGGGGAUUUAAAAUUUGAUUCUGCGGAUAUCACGAAUAAGUAUAUCGGAGACUUACAUUUUUCAAAAUCUGGUGUACCUAUAUUUAUAAUUGGCAUUCAUGUUCUUCAUGGAAAAGAAAUGGUACUGCCAAAACCAUUAGCGGUCUUAGUUAAAAAACAUAAUGAAGAAGCCAAUACAACUAAUUCUGAGAUAAAAACGGAAUACGUUAUUAAAGCAAUUGUAAAAAAGAAAUUACUUUUUAGAUUGAGACCAAAACCUAUUGUAACAAAUGUUCCAAAGCCUAAGAUUAUAUAA